UCGAGGUGCCAGGCCGUGCAGCUGAACGGGCGAGGGGCAAGAUGCAAGGAAGGGACGUUUCUGCACCGGCCGAAGUGUCCCAGGAGGCCAGCCCUUAUCCCCACAGACUCCAGAUCCCAAGAAGCGAGCAAAGCCUGGAUUUUCGCCCUUUGGAUUUGUUUUGGGACACAACCAAUUAAACAGCAAAGGAGAGGGAAGAAGACAGCCUCUAGAACAUUUUUUUCUGGCUUAAAACCAUCUUUAGUGCACAAUUACAAAAAAAAAACCAAGUAAAACUUUUGUUAUGUUUACAAUUUAAUCAAUUUAGGAAAAGUUUCGGUAGAGAGAAAACACAGUGAAAUAGACAACGCUUCUGGCCACCCCUGUCCUGCGACGUCGUAGGACGCGGCGCUGUGACGUCACAAGGCCACCGCGCCGCCGUGGUGCUUUCGUGUGCCCAGCUCCAGGGGAGCGCCGUCGCCGGGAUUUCUUCACCUGACUGUCCCCACCCUCCAGACCCGAGAUCCCUUCUGAACGCGUGGCCAAGCGCUACUACGACGGGAGCUGACCUUUCUGAAGCGAUUCUGAUAACACAGCGAAAUUGGCGGAGGGAGCAAGACGCGAGAGACGAGUCAUCAGCCAGGGAGUCGGCCUCCGUCCGGGGAUCUUAGAGACCCUGCGGGCCAUCAUGAAGUUCCAGUACAAGGAGGACCAUCCUUUUGAGUAUCGGAAAAAGGAAGGAGAAAAGAUCCGGAAGAAAUACCCGGACAGGGUCCCGGUGAUCGUGGAGAAGGCUCCUAAAGCCAGGGUGCCUGAUCUGGACAAGAGGAAGUACCUGGUACCCUCUGACCUCACUGUUGGCCAGUUCUACUUUUUAAUCCGGAAGAGGAUACACCUGAGACCUGAGGACGCUUUAUUCUUCUUUGUCAACAACACUAUCCCUCCCACUAGUGCUACCAUGGGCCAGCUGUAUGAGGACAACCACGAGGAAGACUAUUUUCUGUAUGUGGCCUACAGUGAUGAGAGUGUCUAUGGGAAAAGAUACAUCCAGGGGAGAAAAAUGUAAAUCUGCUUGUAUGAG
Molecule: messenger RNA, 1060 nt
Organism: Cynocephalus volans (Philippine flying lemur)
Lineage: Eukaryota; Metazoa; Chordata; Mammalia; Dermoptera; Cynocephalidae
Gene: GABARAPL1
Product: GABA type A receptor associated protein like 1
Exons: 5
Coding region: 668-1045 (125 amino acids)
Biological process (GO): autophagy of mitochondrion; cellular response to nitrogen starvation; macroautophagy
Cellular component (GO): cytosol; autophagosome; autophagosome membrane
Molecular function (GO): GABA receptor binding; ubiquitin protein ligase binding
Source: RefSeq, a predicted model, not a curated record